Messenger RNA from Cyprinus carpio (common carp), 1256 nucleotides. Its product is annotated as GTPase Era, mitochondrial-like. Gene Ontology annotation, cellular component: mitochondrial matrix. Gene Ontology annotation, biological process: ribosomal small subunit assembly. The transcript has 5 exons. Bases 576 to 860 code for a protein of 94 amino acids. NCBI's taxonomy places the organism in Eukaryota, Metazoa, Chordata, Actinopteri, Cypriniformes, Cyprinidae. Gene Ontology annotation, molecular function: rRNA binding; GTP binding; ribosomal small subunit binding. The record is from RefSeq and is a predicted model, not a curated record.
GUGUAAUUCAUCACUCGACUUAAUCAACAUGUCUGCGCCCUGUAAACAUGUGUAAACAAACAUGGAGAGGAGAACAACCUUGUACAAGGGUUAACCUAAGCGAAACGUUUUUAAAUUAACCACUUGGGUAGAGAAAACGGGUUUUAGCAAUGACCUUGCGGCUUUGCGAGACGAUUCUACGCAGAUCUUUGCGAUUUUCAGCGAUCCUCAAACUGACAGCAGCCCCAGAGCACGCGCCACUGGAUCUGCAUCUAUCAGGCGAUUUAUAGAUUAUAGAUUAUACUCAGUCUCUUUACAGUCCUUGUAUCUCGUGUCGGCAUGCUAGAUUACAAACUGAUUGUGUUUGUCCUCGCCACCAGAAAUAAAACCAAACUCACAGAACAUCAAACAACAACAUCAGUCAUAACAUAUGUCUUGUUUUACCUGUCGCUUGUCCUUUGCUUGUUCAAAGGUUGCUCAGUUUUUGGUCCACAGACAGUAAGGAAAUGUCUCUUUAACUGUACUCCGGCUAGUUUGGUGUCCUCGGGUGCUUUUCUGGACAUAUUGCAGAAGGGGAGAGCGGUUUUGUUCUUUUGAUGAGGGUCUCUGUCAUCAUCUCUGUUCCAUCAGACAGCGGUCAUCAGUUUUCCUUAAUGCCAAAGGAUCCUGAUCAACCUGAAAAUGCCAAAUCUCUUAAAGUAACAAUAGUGGGUGCACCUAAUGCAGGGAAAUCCACACUGACCAAUCAGCUGCUGGGUCGAAAGUUGUUUGCUGAUUCGGAGAAAGUGCACACAACAAGAUCACGUGCUGUUGGUGUCCUGACACAGGAUGACACACAAAUCACAUCACCUGGAGGAAUCACUGCUGGUGGAUCCUUUUGAGUCAAUAAAGGAAGCUGAUCUAGUAAGCUGGACUAUGAAGUGCUGAAGUGUUUGGCCCUGAAUCCAGAUGUCCCUGCUAUCCUUGUUCUCAGUAAGGUAUUAGCUGUGUCAUUGUGUAUUGAUCUGUUCCAGGCCGACCACAGGAUUGGUUUUUGGAGGAAAUUACCAUCUCUUUUUCUCUGCAUAUCCCAUCUCUCAUCUGACAAAGAGAGGGGGCUGUUUUGCUGCUACUGUUAUCACAGAAAUGAAUAUCACUAUGAAAUUAUUUACAGCUGGUACACUUAGAGGAGCUAUAAAAGAGAUCAUAAAGCAAAGAGUUGGCUCUUAACACACAGGUAGACCUGCUGAAGAACAAAACGCUUCUGCUAGACAUCACAGCACAGCUGACAGAAGGGG